UGUCCAUGGCGGAUAGGGGAAUUACUGCCAUCCAGGAAUUAUUAAUACCAGGAUUCAUUUGCCCUACCCUAGCCUAGCCUAGCCUAGCGUUCUUAUCCGCGACGCAACCUUCUUGGCAGUUUCCCCCAAUUGAGUCACCACUCCAUCCACCAUCCUAUUUAUUCCCUCCGCCAUUGAAAACCAAUUAUUGUUGAUACUUUUUUCCAUUUGACUGCGCCUUAUGGCCUCUACUGACUUCGGCCUGCAGAGAGAGAAAGUUCUUAUGAAAACCGCUGCUAAUCAGUCGCGAAUGAAUCAAGCCAGCAUUAAGCGCAGAGUCGGGAAGUAUGAGAUUGGUCGGACCCUCGGCGAAGGAGCAUUUGCCAAAGUUAAAUUUGCAAGAAAUUUAGAGACUGGUGAGCCCGUUGCUCUCAAAAUUCUUGACAAGGAAAAGGUCGUGAAACACAAGAUGGCCGAGCAGAUUAAACGGGAGAUUGCGACAAUGAAGCUGAUCAAGCAUCCCAACGUAGUUCGCUUAUAUGAGGUGAUGGCGAGCAAGACGAAGAUAUUUAUUGCAAUGGAGUAUGUCACCGGCGGCGAACUCUUCGACAAAAUAGUAAAGAAUGGAAGGAUGCGCGAAGAUGAAGCUAGAAAAUAUUUCCAGCAACUCAUUAACGCUGUCGAUUAUUGCCAUAGUCGGGGGGUUUUCCAUCGCGAUUUGAAGCCGGAAAACUUACUGCUCGACGCUGCUGGAAACCUUAAAGUAUCCGACUUUGGACUAAGCGCCCUGUCCCAGCAAGUCAGGGAUGAUGGUUUGCUUCAUACUACAUGUGGAACUCCAAAUUACGUCGCUCCUGAGGCCCUCCACGAUCGAGGCUAUAAUGGAGCAACUGCAGACCUGUGGUCGUGUGGAGUCAUACUCUUUGUCCUGCUCGCCGGUUACUUGCCUUUUGAUGAUUCGAAUCUUCUGAAUCUAUACAAAAAAAUAUCGUGUGCGGCGUUUACUUGCCCACGUUGGUUCUCAUUCGGCGCCGUAAAAUUGAUUACUCGAAUCCUGUAUCCGAAUCCUAACAAACGUAUUACCGUUGCUGAAUUGCUGGAAAACGAAUGGUUUAAAAAGGAUUAUGAACCUCCAAUAUUCGACGAGAGAGAAGAUACAAAUCUCGACGAUGUGGAAGCUGCAUUCAGAGAUUCCGAGGAACAUCUUGUGAGGGAGAGAACUGAGCAGCCGACUGCAAUGAACGCCUUUGAGCUAAUUUCAAUGUCGAAAGGUCUCAAUCUCGGGAAUCUAUUCGAUGUCGAACAGGGAUUCAAGAGAGAGACGAGGUUCACAUCUAAAUCUUCGGCUAUCGACAUCAUUAAUAAAAUCGAAGCAGCGGCGAAACCCCUCGGAUUCAAUGUCGACAAGAAGAACUAUAAGAUGAGGCUUCAAAACUUGAAAGCUGGAAGAAAAGGCAAUCUUAAUGUUGCCACAGAGGUCUUUCAAGUCGCGCCAUGCUUGCAUAUGGUGAAGGUUCGGAAGGCGAAAGGUGACACCUUGGAGUUCUACAAGUUCUAUAAAAACCUUUCGACCUGCCUAGACGAUGUGGUCUGGAAAACAGAAGACGACAUGCCGGGCCCAAAGCAGGGGUGAGCUUGCAGUCCAGUCCAGUCCAGUCGAGUACUCGGUCCGAUGGGUUUUUUUGUGUCCCCCAAUGGACCUGCAGGUUAGCUUGAAAAAUGAUAAUUGCUGCAUUUCAGCAGAUUUCUGGCUCUGUGAAAUUCAACAGACGUUGCAGAAGUAUAUGAAACAUGCAGGCCAUUACAUUACAAAUUGGUCUGAAAACAAGAGUUAUGCAUGGAUGGAUGGAUGAAUGAAUGAAUAAUGUUGAUCAAAAUGUUAGAUGCGUCAA
Andrographis paniculata is the source of this 1871-nucleotide messenger RNA. Its product is annotated as CBL-interacting serine/threonine-protein kinase 3-like. Bases 221 to 1612 code for a protein of 463 amino acids. Gene Ontology annotation, molecular function: ATP binding; protein kinase activity. Lineage: Eukaryota; Viridiplantae; Streptophyta; Magnoliopsida; Lamiales; Acanthaceae. The transcript has 15 exons. Gene Ontology annotation, biological process: protein phosphorylation; signal transduction. The record is from RefSeq and is a predicted model, not a curated record.